Messenger RNA from Coffea arabica (coffee), 1212 nucleotides. Lineage: Eukaryota; Viridiplantae; Streptophyta; Magnoliopsida; Gentianales; Rubiaceae. The record is from RefSeq and is a predicted model, not a curated record.
AUGGAUGAACGAAGGAGUGGGCGAGGGUCUAGGCAAGCCCAACCUCAAGGGGAUGAACAAGGAUCGGCAACUGGACCGACUCGAGGACAAGAGAAUAUAGAGGUUAACCAAAUGGCUACUGCCAUUAAUAGGAUGACUGAUAUUCUUGAACGAUUAGCUGAGAGACAGGGUCCAGGGCCACUUAACCAACCCGGAGCCCAGGAUAGAGGGGAAGAUAGAGCCUUGGAGAGGUUUCUGAAAUUUAAUCUGCCUAAGUUUAUUGGAGGACCUGACCCCGAAUUAGCGGAGAAUUGGUUAGAAAGAAUGACCAAUAUUUUCGCCGUUCUAAAUUAUGCGGAGGAGAGGCGAGUGACUUUUGCUGUCUUUCAGUUUGAGGGUGCAGCACGCGCUUGGUGGGAUAUGAUAAGGGGAAAAUGGGAAAGAGCACAAACCCCUUGGACUUGGGAAAAUCUUUUAAGAGAGUUUAAUGAGAAGUUUUUUCCGCCCUUGAUUCAAGAAAAACGGGAGAAUGAAUUCAUAAAAGUAAAGCGGGGGGCAUCUAGCGUGGCUGAGUAUGAAGGAAAAUUUACUAAAUUUUCUAAGUACGCCCUAGAAUUGGUAGCCACUGAGAGGAGAAGGAUAAGGCGAUUUGUACAGGGACUUAACGUGGAGAUUCAAGAGGGGUUAGCAGCAGCCCAAAUCUCUACUUUCCCCGAAGCCCUAGAGAAGGCACAGAGAGUCGAAAGUGCAAGAGUACAAGUUAAGCAUUUUCAUGCCAAAAAAAGGGGCACUCCUAGUCAUCCUCUUGGACAAGUAGAUAAGGGUGCCGCACCUUCUAAAAAGGAAAAAGGAACGGGAGGAGUAGAGACAUCUAGUACAUCAAAAAGGACUCAAUCAAGAGGAGGCCACAAUAGACGAGGUCAACAAAGGGAGACACCUCUAAGUGGUCAGGCUGUGGCUCCUCAAGUUAUUUGUGGUUAUUGUCGUAAACCUAACCAUACAGAGAAUGAGUGCUGGAAGAAAUCAGGAAAGUGUUUGUAUUGUUGUAGCAUUAAACAUCAGAUCGCGAACUGUCCGAGUAUACCAAAGAAAGGAGGUAGUGCUCAACGUCCAGACAAGUCGGUAUCUAAACAAUCUAAUGGUGGAGGAAGUCGAUCAAAAGCGCCAGCUAGGAUUUAUGCAUUAGAUUAUCAUCAGGUUUCCGAUCCCGCUAAGGUGAUUGAAGGUUUAUGA